This is a messenger RNA of Heterocephalus glaber (naked mole-rat), 1192 nucleotides long. Lineage: Eukaryota; Metazoa; Chordata; Mammalia; Rodentia; Bathyergidae. The record is from RefSeq and is a predicted model, not a curated record.
CCAAGCGACACACCAUUUGGCAGUCGUCAGAUUGGCACCUAUGCUUCUGUGUCCUUGUACCACGAACCUGUGAUGGAACUUUUUCAGAUAAGGAACGGAAAAUAAAGUGAAGCGGUGUUUUAUCAUGUAUUUUCCAGCAGGUCUUCUUGAAAUUUAAAAAUAUGACAUCUUUUUCUUCAGACAGCUGCUCUUUUCAGAACCAGUUACAUCAAACAAAUCAGCCUCUAGAUGCUACUUUUCUGUUGUUCUUGAUCGUACUUGGGAAAAUAUUACUAAAUAUCCUCACAUUAGGAAUGAGAAGAAAAAACAGCUAUCAAAAUUUUAUGGAAUGCUUUUGUGUUUCAUUAGCAUUUGUUGAUUUUUUAUUUUUGGUAAACAUUUCCAUUAUAUCCUAUUUCAGGGAUUUUGUACUUUUAGGUAUUAGGUUUACUAAAUACCAUAUCUGUCUCUUUGCGCAAAUUAUUUCCUUUACUUAUGGCUUUUUGCAUUAUCCAGUCUUCUUAAUAUCUUGUAUAGAUUAUUGCCUGAAUUUCUCUAAACUCACCAAGCUAUCUUCUAAAUGUCAGAAGGCGUUUUAUUUCUUUGCAGUAAUUUUGAUUUGGAUUUCAGUCCUUGCUUAUGUUUUGGGAGAACCAGGUAUCUACCAAAGCCUGAAGACACAGAAUAUUUCUUACCAAUGUCCUGUCUAUGUCAGCAUUCAGAGUUACUGCCUGUCACUUUCCAUGAUGAUAAUUUUAUUCAUGGCUUUUAUAACCUCUUGGUCAGAAGUUAUUACCUUGGUACAGGCUAUUCAAAUAACUUCCUGUAUGAAUGAGCCUAUCUUGUAUUUUCCUUCUUCAUCCCUCCCUAGUUACAUUGUAAACUCUAAAAGAAUAUUCUUGCCCAAGCUCGUUGUCUGUUUUCUUGGUACCUGGUUACCAUUUGUACUGCUUCAGGUAUUCAUUCUUUUACUUAAAGUACAGAUUCCUGCAAAUAUUGAGUUGAACAUUCCCUGGUUGUACUUUGUCAAUAGUUUUCUCAUUGCCACCAUUUGUUGGUUUAAUUGUCACAAGCUUUAUUUAAGAAAUAAAUACCUCAUUACCCAUAGAUCCAUUUGUCAACUGGAAAUGCUGCUUCAUUCCACUUACAAUGCAUAAUUUUGGACAAAUUGAAAAGCCUAUAUCAAUAAUAAUUUGUUAAUAUGUUACCAUCU